Leptopilina heterotoma is the source of this 781-nucleotide messenger RNA. RefSeq lists its product as uncharacterized. The transcript is spliced from 3 exons. The record is from RefSeq and is a predicted model, not a curated record. NCBI's taxonomy places the organism in Eukaryota, Metazoa, Arthropoda, Insecta, Hymenoptera, Figitidae. The coding region runs from base 149 to 355 and encodes 68 amino acids.
AUGCGAUUUUAUUCAUAUGCACUUUGGAUUAAUUUCCCAGUUGAAAUUUGUUACAAAUGUGAUAACAAGUUUUUUUUCUCGCUUAAAACUUUGAUGUAAACACAGUGAAUCUGGGUGCAACCUGGCGUCGUAGAGCUUAGGUGCCGACAUGCAUCUAACGCAACCGUUUCUUUAUUCUCUUAAACUGACAUUAAGUCAGAACGCAGCGUCUACAAUCUAUCGUAAAUCGUGGAUGGAUCGUGGAAGUGUUGCAUCUGCUUUCAUUUUGGCUACAGCAGGUCUGUCAUUAAGCAUGUUUUCAUUGAAGCAAAUGCAAUCAACACAACAGCUCCGACAUCUUCGACGAUAUGAAUGACCCGAGGAUUUUUGCAGGACGUUUUCGAAAGAAACAAUUAAUCAUUUCCGAAAACAAACGUCAGUGUCCUGAAAAAAAAGAGAAAAUUAAAAAGUAAACGUGUGAAGAUCGAAGGGGAAUCGACAAAGUUAAAAGAAAAGAAGAAACAAAUAAGCAAAAAGAAAAAAGUGUUAGAUUAUUAUUAAUUAUUAUUUACAUUAAUUUGCGCAAAUUUUACUGCCACCGUGUAUAGAAUCACACUAAUCACAUUUAUUUUAUUUUAUGUAUAAAAUAAUUAGCAAUUAGCCGUAAUGCACAAGGUGUGUAAUACAGCAAACUUCAGUUAUAUCGAAUUUAGCACGUGGUUUAGACCGUUAAUAAAAUGUAAAUUAGGCAAAUUAUGUAGACUGAUUUAAUUUAGAAUCAUUAAACAAAAAAAAAAAUUGA